Messenger RNA from Pseudomyrmex gracilis, 3280 nucleotides. Its product is annotated as zinc finger protein 1-like. Gene Ontology annotation, molecular function: RNA polymerase II cis-regulatory region sequence-specific DNA binding; zinc ion binding; DNA-binding transcription activator activity, RNA polymerase II-specific. Bases 544 to 2427 code for a protein of 627 amino acids. Lineage: Eukaryota; Metazoa; Arthropoda; Insecta; Hymenoptera; Formicidae. Gene Ontology annotation, cellular component: nucleus. The record is from RefSeq and is a predicted model, not a curated record. The transcript has 5 exons. Gene Ontology annotation, biological process: regulation of transcription by RNA polymerase II.
GAACUUGGCGCGAGGUAUUAUCGUGCUUCUUAAUCGGAAUGCAGCCAUUAAAGUUACGUUAACAGCUGCACUGUGUACGUGCUGUGAUAUGAUGCUAAGAGCAACGGUCUAGAUUGUCGUAAGAAAAUACAUACAUACAUCGUCGGCUCUCAGGUUUUUCUCUUUGCCAAUAAGUAUUUGUGUAAAUUACGAGAUUGUUACAGACAUUGUCGGUGUUUCAACUGUACUUCGAUUGUUUCGAUUUGUUGGAUUGCGAACAAUUAUGAAUUCGGCAAUUGUCUCUUACACAAAUAUUUGCCGUGCUUGUAUGAAACAAGACGAGAAUAUGACGCCUAUGUAUGAUGAAAAUCUGACUGAAAUUGAUGUGUCGCUUAAACUGACGGAACUCACAUCCAUCGAGCAAGUGCAGAAAAUCCAAGUACAGAGUUGAAGACAUUGAAAAUCAAUAACUUUUCCACUUUUACUGGCAAAGCAAAAAUUACUGAAAAUGAAUAUGCAACUAAUCAUUUCCAUUAAGAAAUAUAUAUUGACAAAUUUGACGGAAUGCCCAAUAUGCUCUGCUCUGAGUGUAUAAACUAUACUAAUAUGUUUUAUAACUUCAAACUACAAGUGCAAGAAUCGGACAAGACACUUCGAAUGAUGCUUCAAAAUCAAAAAAACUUAAAUAAAAAAGACGAUGAAGAAAACAUAAAAAUAAAUAAAGUUUUUGAAUUGAGCAUUGAUGGAUCCAAUGCUCGUAUUUCCUCAGAUAAUCAUACAGGCAAAACAACAGUAAAAGAAACAGAAAACAACCAACUGGAUGACUUUGUUAUAUAUCAGGUGUUUGAUGAUAAAAACAAGAGUAACCUGCAGUUAGAAAAUAUUUAUGAUUUUGUGGAGAAAAUUAGGGAAGGCAAAAUAGAUGUACAAUUUGUAAAAAAUGAAAUACCCGCAGAAAUUUCCAAAUUACUCGGAUCACAAGAUAUCGCAAUAAUGUACGUACCAAGUUCACCAGUACCUCAUUUUCAGCAAAGCGAAAUGAAGAACAACAGUGACAUAUUUGACUCAAUAGUAAAAACAAAGAAUGAACAAAAAAGUGACACAGCGAGUCCGAUAAAAUCUAGUGUAGGCAGAGAGGAAAAUACUAAAUGUUUUUAUUUGAAACAAAAUGAAAAGACAAAGCACAUUGAUUGCGAUAUUGAACAAUCUGGGAAUGCAAACGACAGUAGUGAUUCUGAUUCCGAUUAUUUGAUUGGCACCGAAGAUAAUAUAUUAGGUAGUGUAAAUGAUGUAGUCACGCGAAUAAAGGAGAUAAAGCACGAGAACGUAACAGAGUACCAGUGUACGUUAUGUAUGGAAAGCUACGAAGAACUAUCUAAUGUAUUAUUGCACAUUGUCCAUAAUCAUGUUCCCAGAAGAGGUCCGUUUUUCUGUAUAUUAUGCGAAAAAGAUUGCGACAGCUUUCGUGAGCUGCGAACGCAUGUGAAAACGCACACUGGAGCGUGUCCAUAUUCCUGUUUUAUGUGCGAAAAAGCAUAUUCCAGAAAGCGAUACUUGAAAAGACAUAUGGUGUGCCACGAUCUUCCUCGGUAUCGUUGUCAAAAGUGCGGUCAGCGCUUCAAGACCAAGCCGGAACUGGACUCCCAUGCAGUGUCACAUGUAGGCAAUGCACCUUUUACCUGCAGUCAAUGCUCGCGUGUAUUUAAUUACAAAGCCCAUUACAAGCGACAUCUUACUACUCAUUUGGAUCCACAGGGUCUUUACAUACCUAAGUAUCCAUGUAAGCAUUGCGAGAAACGCUUUCUUAAUAAUCGAACACUGGAAACGCAUAUGCGCGUUCACACUGGCGAGAAACCGUUUAGUUGCGAACACUGCAAAAAAUGUUUCUCGCAAAAAGGCAAUCUAUUGAAUCACAUCAAAUUACAUGUUAAUCCGCGGAACUAUACAUGUGAAAUUUGUGGUAAACGAUUCAAUCAACUCUCCACAUUGAAGGAUCAUAUUUUAUUACAUACAGGUGAAAAACCCUAUGUGUGUAAUAUGUGUGGAAAGGCGUUCACGGUCAGUGCAGCACUGAGAAGGCAUAUAUAUUAUCACAUAGGCAAACCACUGCAAUGUGAGUGUUGUGACAUGAAAUUUAUCGGUAAAUAUGAUCUGCGACGACAUAUGCGGGUGCACGAGAAUAAACACAGGACAAGAUGCGGUCCAAAGAAAUGUAAAACUAAACCAAAGCCAAAUAAUCUGAAGGAAUUAAAGGAAGAGUUACAGGAAGAAAAUGUCAGUGUAAUAGAAGAUGCGAAUAGAGAAACUGUAUAUAUAGAAGAACUAUUUUUAACACAACAGAAUUUUACACAGAUAAUCGAAUCACGUCAAGUUGAAUCAGAAAAGGAAAAUGAGAAUGCUCUAUUUAAUCUUCAUUCUAAUAAUUCAAUUUUAUACAGUAAUGUGUAAUAUUUAAAUAGAAUAAUUCUACUGAGCUUUAGAUUAAAUUAGAAUAAGCUGUGUAAAAUUUGUUCUUUUAAGAUAGUUAUCGCGCAACACACACGCACACAAGUUUCAUCCAAAAGUUUAACUUUUACGCUACAAAAAAAUUCUCAGAACUCUAUUCAUAUAUACAAAUAUUUCAGACUAUUUUCACAUGUCAUUAGUGCAGAAAUAAACAAGUAGUUUUAUUAUGCUCAAAACCUUUUUAAACAAUUUUACUUCUUUUUGCUAGUGUGGUAAACUUUUAGUAGCGAUUGUUUACGCUUUCCAUCAAACGGCAAUCUGACAACGUCGCGUGUGUCUAACCACGUCUGUCAAUUUGUUUAGUCAAACAAAACUACUAAAAUGACUUUUCAAUUUCAAUACAGAUACUAAAAAAACAUUUUAAAACAAUUUUGAGUAUGAUAGGAAAAUUAAAAACAAAUGUGUAGAGAGAGAUCUAAGUACGUUGUCGAGAGGCGACGUUGUUUGUCUGUUUAACUACGCCUUGUCAAAAAAUAUUACAAUGUUUCCGCGGCUUUAUUUCGACAAUUAGACGGUUAUUAAUUCUAAAUUUUUUUUAUAGUAUUUGUAUGAUGGUAAUCUACCACAUUCUAGUUUCUUAUCAAUUUUCUAAAUAUACCCCGAUAGCCAAGCAUGUUUUGCAAAAUGAUGUAACUUAAUGCUGAGCUGAAGUUUUCAACUAGUUGCUGUGUAUUUGCUGAAAACAUGAUGCAUAGUCAUACGUAAUCAACAACACAAAGGCAAAUUUGAGACAUUUUGUGUCAGCAGAUUCAGAGCAAACGAAGAGCAACUAUUGCUCAUUACGUUGUCAACAAAA